UUUUGCUUCAUUCAUUGCUUUCUAAUCGAAUAUCUGAAAUGGAUAUCUUUAAUUAUAAAAUUUUCAGCUCAGAAAAAUUUCGUCUUGUCCAAAAUCUCUGGAAUAUUUUGGAAUCAAAUGAUUCAUUUCGAAUACUUUUGACAUUCUUUUGUCGAACACAUAUAAUACCAUUUAAAGAUGCCGAUAAAGUACUUCGUAAUCGAUCAGAUUCGAGACUUUUCCGUUAUAUGUUUGUGAUAAUUUCUAUUUCAACAAUAUUUAAUUUCAUUCGAUAUGGAAUCAGUUCAAUGAUCACACCAAAUAAUCAAAUGACGAUGAUAUUUUUGCCAUAUUUCAUAGAAUACAAACAUAGCUAUAGAAUUUUCCAUUUGGCUUUAGCACUUAUUAUGGCAAGCUUUGAAAUAAUAUAUAUUAUGUGGCUACUGAUAUUUAGUGAACCUAAUAGAACCAUGAUAGUAUUGAACCCAUUAAUUAAUAUGCAUCGUAAAAAUCUCAAAUCAACAUUUGAACAUGUAUUAAAACCAACGGGAAAUUCAAUCAAAAGAGAUGACAGAAUCUUGAGAAAAAUUUGUCUGAAAGUCAAUAUUCAUUUAAUUUUUGCUUCCUCGUCAUUGAUUAUCCUUCCAAUCUUGCUAUUGAUUUGUAUCAUAGCAGAUUUUUAUCUUGGUUUCUAUAAUUGGACAAUUUGUUGUUCGAUUGGUUUUAUCAUUAAGAAAAUAUUCCUUGAUAUAAUAUGUUUAAUGCAGGCAACUUAUUUGAUCUUAUUCAUAUGUACUUCAAUGCAAUACAUUCAUGUUACAAACGCCUGGUUCGAAUUAAACUAUCGCGAAAUUCUUUUUCGUUUCAAACAUUUCAAACAUCAAUUUCCUGAAGGUUUCAAUCAAUCAUUGUUUUUGCGAAAAUUGGGCAUUGUUAAUUCUCAAAUCAUGAAAUUGUCCAAAGAAGCAUCGCCAAUGAUUCUGACAUUUCAUUCAACAAUGCUGUUUAUGUUGAAUAUGUUAAUCAUAUUAAUGAUCAAUCCAAAUUCUAAAGCAUUAGUUCGAUUUGUCAUUUUUUAA
Messenger RNA from Dermatophagoides pteronyssinus (European house dust mite), 1058 nucleotides. RefSeq lists its product as uncharacterized. The record is from RefSeq and is a predicted model, not a curated record. Lineage: Eukaryota; Metazoa; Arthropoda; Arachnida; Sarcoptiformes; Pyroglyphidae.